CGCCCGCGCCUGUCUGGAGAGUCCACAGGCUGGGGGACCGGAGGCACCAAAGGCCAAUAGACAGGUAGGGGCGGGGGCUUCACCGAUUUUUUUUUUCCCGCCUGGUGGACGUGGUCUUGGCAUCCACGCCAAUGAGAGUGCGAGGGCGGGGCCUGAAUAGACGCAGGAAAUGGCGACGGCCGCGGGUCAUUGAGCAGCGGGGGCGGGGCCUGGUUGUGGCCCCUCCUUCGCCCGUCCACAAGCUCCCUGGGUGGGAACGGGGUCUCGGAGUACCUGGCUGGUUGGCCAGACCCCGAAGCCAGCGCUGGGAAGGGCUGCGGAUGCCCAGGUGAAAGAAAGGGGCAGGUCCAAGAAUACGCAGGUCUGGUCCUGGGCAAGAACCGCCCCCUCCCGGGGCCUGCUUCAGUUUUCCUUCGCAGAACACCGGGCUGGGUGGGCCCCUUCUCUCUGCCCCCGGGUACUUGAAGUCUAGCCCCCAUCCUGGUACCAGUGCGCUCUUGGUAGCCUCCUUUCCCAGCUGUCCGCCCGCCGCCAUGCCGCCCUUACUACCCCUGCGCCUGUGCCGGCUGUGGCCCCGCAGCCCUCCCUCCCGGCUCCUCGGAGCGGCCGCCGGGCAGCGGUCCAGCCCCAGUAAUUAUUAUGAACUGUUGGGGGUGCAUCCUGGUGCCAGCACUGAGGAAGUUAAACGAGCUUUCUUCUCCAAGUCCAAAGAGCUGCACCCGGACCGGGACCCUGGGAACCCAAGCCUGCACAGCCGCUUUGUGGAGCUGAGUGAGGCAUACCGUGUGCUCAGCCGUGAGCAGAGCCGCCGAAGGUAUGAUGCUCAGCUCCGCUCAGGUGGUCCCCCAAAGUCUCCACAAACCACAGCCCAUGACAAGUCUGCCGGCCAAACACACAGCUCCUGGGCACCCCCCAACGCACAGUACUGGUCCCAGUUUCAUAGCGUGAGGCCACAGGGGCCCCAGUCGAGGCAGCAGCAACACAAACAAAACAAGCAAGUGCUGGGGUACUGCCUCCUCCUCAUGCUGGCGGGCAUGGGCCUGCACUACAUUGCCUUCAGGAAGGUGAAGCAGAUGCACCUUAACUUCAUGGAUGAAAAGGAUCGGAUCAUCACAGCCAUGUACAAUGAAGCGCGGGAGCGGGCGCGGGCCAGGGCCAACAGAGCCAGCCUUCAGCAGGAGCGACAACAGCAAAGGCAGCAGCAGCCGCCACCACCGGAGCCAACCCAAGUCCCCGAGAUCGUGCCCCCGGGCGCCGGCCCCUGAGGGGCUCACCUGGAUAGGGCCUGCAGUGCGUUCCCGCCUUGCUUCCUUCCCUGGACUGCCCGCUUCCCAAAACGCGUGCAAUAAAGUGAUUCGCAGA
This is a messenger RNA of Mandrillus leucophaeus (drill), 1362 nucleotides long. It is a transcript of the gene DNAJC4, whose product is annotated as DnaJ (Hsp40) homolog, subfamily C, member 4. NCBI's taxonomy places the organism in Eukaryota, Metazoa, Chordata, Mammalia, Primates, Cercopithecidae. The record is from RefSeq and is a predicted model, not a curated record. The transcript is spliced from 6 exons. Bases 534 to 1265 code for a protein of 243 amino acids.